Molecule: messenger RNA, 447 nt
Organism: Adineta ricciae
Lineage: Eukaryota; Metazoa; Rotifera; Eurotatoria; Adinetida; Adinetidae
Source: the annotation of a GenBank genome assembly
AUGGAUACAACUCCUAUUUAUAAAACAUCUAAUAAAAUACCCAUUGCCAUUCCAUAUCCAUCGACAACAAGAGUUGAAACAUUGACAACAACAGACGAAGAAGAAAAUGAUUUUAUUUCUCGAAAUCAGUUUCGCUUAGCAUUUGUGUUCAGCGGUUUGUGGCUUUCAUACUGCUGGUGGCUUUCCGAACGCUAUCGAUUCGAUUUCGGUCAAUACACCAUCGCGAUUCGACUUCUUUUCUGUGUUUUACAUGUAUUAACUGUGUGGAAAAUCUUUCAAUAUAUGAUGCGGAUUGCGUUUCGUCUUCAUCGAUUGACGCGACGAUUGCGCGCGAGUUUGCCCCAGCAUUUGAUGAUGAUUGGCUUGUCAUUAUUUUUAUUUGGAUUAUUAACAUUUGUUCUUAAUUUCAAACAAUUCUUACGAGAAGCUUUUGCGAUUGUUGAUUAA